GGACUGCUGACCAGCCUCCCUGCCGUAUGCAGGACAAUGCACCCGGCAGAGCAAUGGGGACUACAGAGCACGUGCUGGAGGCAAUUAAUUAUCGGAAUGUGGCCAUAUCAAAACGGACACUGGGCACCGGGAGACUCUCACAGCGACGGAAAGUUGCAGCCCCUGGCACCGCCUUGGGGGUCUCCCGGCAGUGUCCAGCCGCCGCCACCCCUCGCCGACUACGGCUCUUCGGAGAUCUCCUCCUUCGCCCGCACUCUCGCUCAGUUCAGCGGUAUCGCCUGUGCCCAGAACGCCCCACCCAUGACGAUGCUCCUGGACGGAGGCCCGCAGUUCCCCGGGCUGGGAGUGGGCAGCUUCGGCGCGCCGCGCCACCACGAGAUGCCCAACCGCGAGCCGGCGGGCAUGGGGCUGAAUCCCUUCGGGGACUCGCCCCACGCCGCCGCCGCAGCCGCCGCCGCCUUCAAGCUGAGCCCCGCCGCGGCUCACGAUCUGUCUUCGGGCCAGAGCUCUGCGUUCACGCCGCAGGGCUCGGGUUACGCCAACGCCCUGGGCCAUCACCACCACCACCAUCACCACCAUCACCACGCCGGUCAGGUGCCCAGCUACGGCGGUGCCGCCUCCGCUGCCUUCAACUCCACGCGCGACUUUCUGUUCCGCCAGCGCGGUUCCGGGCUCGGCGAGGCGGCCUCGGGUGGCGGGCAGCACGGGCUCUUUGCCGGCUCGGCAAGCAGCCUGCACGCUCCAGCAGGCAUUCCCGAGCCUCCCGGCUACCUGCUCUUCCCCGGGCUGCAUGAGCAGGGCGCCGGGCACCCGUCGCCCACAGGGCACGUGGACAACAACCAGGUCCACCUGGGGCUGCGCGGGGAGCUCUUCGGCCGCGCCGACCCGUACCGCCCGGUGGCCAGCCCGCGCACGGACCCCUACGUGGCCGGCGCGCAGUUCCCUAACUACAGCCCCAUGAACAUGAACAUGGGCGUGAACGUGGCGGCCCACCACGGGCCCGGCGCCUUCUUCCGUUAUAUGCGGCAGCCCAUCAAACAGGAGCUGUCGUGCAAGUGGAUCGACGAGGCUCAGCUGAGCCGGCCCAAGAAGAGCUGCGACCGGACCUUCAGCACCAUGCACGAGCUGGUGACACAUGUCACCAUGGAGCAUGUGGGGGGCCCGGAGCAGAACAACCACGUCUGCUACUGGGAGGAGUGCCCUCGCGAGGGCAAGUCCUUCAAGGCGAAGUACAAACUGGUCAACCACAUUCGAGUGCACACGGGCGAGAAACCCUUCCCCUGCCCGUUCCCGGGCUGCGGGAAGAUCUUUGCCCGCUCCGAGAACCUCAAGAUCCACAAGAGGACCCACACAGGUGAGAAACCGUUCAAAUGUGAAUUCGAAGGCUGCGACAGACGCUUUGCCAACAGCAGCGACCGCAAGAAGCACAUGCAUGUGCACACCUCGGACAAGCCCUAUAUCUGCAAAGUGUGCGACAAGUCCUACACGCACCCGAGCUCCCUGCGCAAGCACAUGAAGUGUUGUCCUGCUUGGUAUCCGGGACAGUCUCUAAUUCCUGACGAAGACCUUGAUACUGACGUUGGUAUGCAGCAGCCAGCCCUUCAUAACACUACCUAUCCUAAAUGCAGGGUUAAUGCCGAACCUACUGUGCAAGAAAUGAUUUACUGAUGAGGUUUCAAAGAAAACCACAUCAAUUUGGAUGUCUGUUACCUUGAAGUGAUCAUUUUAAGAGUAGUAGCUUCUUACCUAGGUAAAAAAAAAGACUAUUUUCUUCUUUUGGUGUAUUCCAGUCCGUGUUGAGCAAUCAUUUGUGAAAUGGAAAAGCAAAAAUGCCCCCUCCUUAUCAGCCCCCCCCACACUCCCUGCCGCUUUAGGCUUCUAAGUAGGAAGAUGGAGGGGAAGACUGGCCUAACCCAGUGUGUAUUAUCUCAUGCAUUGUGUUGACCUUGUUGAAAAUCUCUUUGAAAUAUCUGCAUUCCACGUGUAGAGCUCAAGUGUUUAAAACUAGAAACACGAAUGCUUGUUUUGUUCAUUUUGUAUGCUUGUGUCCAAAAAGCCGUACCCAGGAUCCCUACAAUUGUUGUUUGACUUAAA
Mustela erminea (ermine) is the source of this 2094-nucleotide messenger RNA. RefSeq names its product Zic family member 3 (gene ZIC3). Gene Ontology annotation, biological process: regulation of transcription by RNA polymerase II; central nervous system development. Lineage: Eukaryota; Metazoa; Chordata; Mammalia; Carnivora; Mustelidae. Gene Ontology annotation, cellular component: nucleus. Bases 37 to 1668 code for a protein of 543 amino acids. The record is from RefSeq and is a predicted model, not a curated record. Gene Ontology annotation, molecular function: DNA-binding transcription factor activity, RNA polymerase II-specific; RNA polymerase II cis-regulatory region sequence-specific DNA binding. The transcript is spliced from 5 exons.